AUGGGCAGCUCACAGGGGCAGCUCACAGGGGCAGCUCACAGGGGCAGCUCACAGGGGCAGCUCACAGGGACAGCUCACAGGGGCAGCUCACAGGGGCAGCUCACAGGGACAGCUCACAGGGACAGCUCACAGGGGCAGCUCACAGGGACAGCUCACAGGGGCAGCUCACAGGGACAGCUCACAGGGGCAGCUCACAGGGACAGCUCACAGGGGCAGCUCACAGGGCAGCUCACAGGGGCAGCUCACAGGGGCAGCUCACAGGGCAGCUCACAGGGGCAGCUCACGGGGCAGCUCACAGGGGCAGCUCACAGGGCAGCUCACAGGGGCAGCUCACGGGGGCAGCUCACAGGGGCAGCUCACAGGGGCAGCUCACGGGGCAGCUCACAGGGGCAGCUCACGGGGCAGCUCACAGGGGCAGCUCACAGGGGCAGCUCACGGGGCAGCUCACAGGGGCAGCUCACGGGGCAGCUCACAGGGGCAGCUCACGGGGGCAGCUGGGGCAGCUCACAGGGGCAGCUCACAGGGGCAGCUCAUGUGUUUUCACAACGAUGGUCAUUUAAGGCACUCUGCUGUGUUCGCUGCUAUUGA
This is a messenger RNA of Knipowitschia caucasica, 588 nucleotides long. The record is from the annotation of a GenBank genome assembly. NCBI's taxonomy places the organism in Eukaryota, Metazoa, Chordata, Actinopteri, Gobiiformes, Gobiidae.